Molecule: messenger RNA, 2528 nt
Organism: Exaiptasia diaphana
Lineage: Eukaryota; Metazoa; Cnidaria; Anthozoa; Actiniaria; Aiptasiidae
Product: arrestin domain-containing protein 3
Exons: 6
Coding region: 56-1303 (415 amino acids)
Biological process (GO): protein transport
Cellular component (GO): cytoplasm
Source: RefSeq, a predicted model, not a curated record
GGAUCAUGGCCCAACAAACAAAAUAAACUAUAUAUUGGGAAUAUCUUCGCGAAAGAUGGGAAAGAUUGAUGUUUUUACUGUAGUGUUCGCCGGUAAUAAGAGUGUUUACUACCCAGGAGAGGUUCUUAACGGUGCUGUAAUACUCAAGCUUAACAAGGAACUCAAAUUACGUGAACUUAAAAUCGAAUUUCAUGGCGAAGCAAGGGUGAGAUGGUCACAAUCUAGCGGAUCAGGCAACAAUCGAAGAACACAUACUUACCACAACAGUGAAGUCUAUAUUAACACUUGUGCAACUCUAUUUGGAAAAGCUCCAGGAGCUAAAGACAGCCCYGUCCUUCAACCWGGAGAGUAUAACUACCCAUUUCAAUUUCAUAUCCCACCAAACAACCUACCKUCAUCAUUUGAAGGGCAGCAUGGUCAUAUUAGGUACUGGCUUAAAGCUGUGAUUGACAGGCCGUGGAGAUUUGAYGUAACAACUAAGGUUGCAUUCUCUAUGAUUGAAAUUGUUGAUAUAAAUCUAAACAACUUGGUUUGUCCUUUGCAACAAGAAACAUCUGAACAGUUGGGUAGUCUGUGUUGUGUUGCUGGUCGACUGGAAAUUAUUAGUGCUACAGACAGGGGGGGUUAUUGUCCUGGCGAACUGAUUAAUGCCUCGUUGUAUAUCACAAACAAUUCCAGUCAAGAUCUUCCUGGUAUUGAGCUAUCUUUGCAUCAAACAACAACAUUUAUUGCUUCUACAGGGAGAACAAGACAAACAAAGAAUACUGUACAACAAGUACAACAUGAAGGAGUACAACGUGGUAAUGACGGCCAUUUCCCAUCAAUCGCUGUUGCUAUUCCAGCUGUACCACCCACCAUGUCAAGCUGUAAAUGCAUUAAGAUUAAUUAUGAUCUUAAGAUUAAAAUCAGAGUAUCAGGUUGCCAUUCAAACUGUAAGUUGAAGUUUCCAGUAGUGGUAGGSUCAGUACCAUAUUACCGACCACCGUUGCCACCUGUACAACCUAUGCAGUACCACCAGCCAGCAUUACAACCCAGUGCUCCUAUGCUACCAAUGGGUGAAGAAGCAUCACCGUCAGGAAUGAACACAGCUCUUCCUGCUUACUCCCCUUCAGCACCAAACCCACAAGACCAGCCGCCAUCUUAUGCCCAGUGUAUGUUCGGUGGUGCUUCAAUCCGUGACGAUGCAGACGGGCAAGGUGCUAUGGGAAAUAUGAACUUUGUACCUGUAUACCCAUUUGUCAACAACUACCAGAUACCACCCCCACAGGCAGCAAAUGCUCCUGUACCUGCUUAUAAAUCAUAGAAAUCGCUCACCAGCUACCACCCCCAUAGGCAGCGAAGUUCUCUCCUGUGGUUGCUUAUAAAUAUUAGAAGACAACUACCAACUACCACCCCYAAAGGAAGCUAAUGCUCCUGAAGCUGCUUAUAAAUCAUAGACGACAACUACCAAAUAUCACCCCCAUAGGCAAGGAAUUGCUCUCCUGUUGCUUAUACAUGAUAGAAGACAACUACCAACUACUACCCCCAAAGGUGGCUACAUUUCCUUAGCUAAUGACAGCUGAACUACUCCCACAGGCACAUAAUUAUGUAGCUACUGUUAUUGAAAGAUGAUGCCGCUGAUGUUGAUGAUGAUGAAAAUAGGGGUAUUUAUGAUGAUGAUGUAAUCAUAUAAUUUUAGAUUUGUGAAGCAAAGAUCAGUACAAUAUAGAUGCUAAAUAAUGCUGAAUCCGCUGUUUCCUAUUAUCAAUCAGCACUUUUUAAUGGUAAUAAGUUUUAAAAGUGCUAUUUGUUCAUGGAUUAAGUGUGUUACUCGUGACAGUAGCGUAAUAAAAGUAAUGUGAAAUUGUUGCAAUAGCAAUAGCGUUAAAGUGCUUAUGUGCAACUAUACUAAUGUAUAUAAAAAAUGCAUCAAAAUAAUAAUUCAAGGUAUUGGUCUUGCUCAAUUGAUGUCAAAAUUUUAAGGAAUAAAACUUUUUUGAGUUUAAAAGAAGACAAAAGAUGACUAUGAAGGCUCUUUUUUCACUAAAAUUUGAAAGGUAAAUAUAAUUUGCACAGCGGAAAUUUUUUUUAUUCUGACAACAAACUUUAUUUAUUAGUUUGUAAUUUAAUUAAUCUCAUUGUGAAAACAAUGAGAAUUAGUCACCUACUUGUGUUUCUAUACAACCAACUGACAAAACUGUUGAUAAUUAGGACGUCGAGCUUCACUGUUCACAGACCAUAUGAAAAAGGGUGUGGCUGUUGUAGCGUCUUAGCUUAGAAGUUGUUCAAUAUAUAAUUACUACCCGUUAAAAGAACAUAUUUUAGAUAGUAAAUUAUGAAAGUUUCAAUGCUCUAACAUUGUCAAGGUCUAGAAAUUAAAGGUUUUUGAAAUUGCAAAGUUUGAGUGAAAAAUCAGUAUAAGGAGCGUUUAAGGUGUUUAUUCUCAGUGUUCUGCUCGUUUUUCAUAUGGUCAAUAAUUCAGUUUAAAGUACGAGAAURUAUUUAAGGCUCUAUGAUAUUUGAAAUAAAAACAAAAUGUCKUUUGGUUA